AUGUACAAUGGAAAGAAACAUCAAAUUGAUGUCCAUGUACAUCUCGCUCGAGGCGGUGUGGGCGGCAGAACACAGAAUCUCCAAAAUAUUUUAAAGCUUGCCCUCGAACGCCAGCUGGAUUCCCACUUAACCAUCAUCACCGUCACAAUGGCACAGAAACGAAAGCGCGCAUUGAGAGACGGCCCUGCACCAGACCGCAACCCAACGAAACUGCAAAAGACUGCCGAAAAACAAGAAAAGGCUACAGCCAAAGCCGCGGUUGCAGCAGCCCCUCUCGAUCUCUCCCCCUUCCUUGACAACGCGAAAGGAGCCGACUUGAAGCGCGAGGUCGAUCUUUAUGCGCUGCUGGGCAGCGAGGAUCUCGAAGAACGCAUUAGCGCAGCCAAUGCAGUUCUGGCCGGUCUGCUCGGGGGAGAGGGUGUGGAGGAGCCGACUCUACAGCGACAUCUCGAGAGACGACUAUUUCGGAGUCUUGCGAGUGGUAGGAAAUGCGCACGGCUAGGCAUCAGUCUGGUCUUGACGGAAGUAAUUGGACAAUUAUAUGGAACCAAGAAUCUGGUCGCGACGAAAUACCCGGGCCUGGACUUCGACAAGGUUUUAGGCAUCUUGGUCGCGAAAACGAAACCCGACGGAGAUUUGAGUGGACAGGAAGAGAAGGAUCACUUCCUGGGUCUGCUUUUUGGGCUGGAGUGUUUCGUAGGGGCCAAAGUUCUGUUUGGAGACGACGAUAAGUGGAAUACCAUACUGCAAAUGUUCAUCGACCUGGCGACGAGGAAACCAUGGACUCGGGAGCAGUGCGGAUGGGCUAUCACGAAGGCUCUUGCUCAGAUGAGCCAAACCCAGGCUGAAUUUACGCUGCAACAACUACAAAAUGAUGGCUUAGCGUUAUCACCGGAGGGAGUUGGUGUCUGGAUUACGGCGAGGAAUCAAUUCCCCGACAUGAAAUUUCCAAGCAAACCAUGGGGUACGAGCGGAAAUCCAUUGGAGCAUCUGAAGGCACUCGGGAAGGCGUUGAAGGAAAGCUCGUCCGACGAUGCAUCGGUCAAAAACCAACAGGCGAAGCAGACUGGAAACUGGAACGCCCAGCUUCAUUUCGCUUGGACCAUUGUGUUGGCGCAGUUCGUUGCAGGUGAUAAAAACAAGGUGCACGGCAUCAAAUCAGAUUUCGGGAAUUUCUGGAAGGUGGCAGUCGAUGAGAACCUCUUCUCCGCCAGUGCUUCCAGAGAGCGGAAAUUUUGGGGGUUUCUGUUGUUCCAGAAAGUCAUAGAGGAUGCGACAUCAUACGGCGAACUUCUUCCAUCCGUAUUUAGUCACAACCUCGUCCGAUGUCUUAUCAAUCACGUCCAAGAAAAGGAUCGUUUCCUGCACCGGGCAGCAGACAAGUCCUUGAAAGUGCUCGUUCGUGCCGUAGAAACGAACCCCAACUUAUUGCCGACCAUACUGCCAUGCCUGAUCGCUGGCCACGGAACUUACAACUUUGACAGAGUGACUAAGACCAAGACGAUUGAGAAACUUCUGGGCUUAGUCGAUUGUAACAGCGCUGCAGCCGUAAUUGAAAUACUCAAGGAACCCGCACUCUCACUUGUUCCAACCGACUCUGAUCUCAUCAAAGAAGCCGACAUGCGCAGAACCAUUCUCGGUGACCACAUGCUCAACAUGAUUCGAAAGGUCAACCCUACUGACGAUACAAAAAAUGUUGACUGGGUCAAAGAGAAUGCUCUUCCGAUCCUCGCCAAAUUCGCCUACGGCCAGAAUGCCAAGUGCAAACCCUCCUUGUCCGAGAAGACUCGCACCGUCUUCAGAAGUCGCCUAAUGUCAGCACUUGGUCAUCUACUAUCUGAUCUCAGAGGCUAUACAUACCCUUGCGAUCUUCUGACAUCCUUCGCACCCGAUGCUAUUCAGAUGGAUAAGGAGCUUACAAAAACCAAGGAUCAUGCAAUCGCAACUGUCGAGAAGAUCUUAAAGAAGGUUAAGAAAGUAAGUUCCGAGAACCAGGCUCCACUACAAGCUUUGGCGCUACUCUAUUCGCUGGUUGUCUUCCAGCUGUAUAACGGCGACUCGGAAGCCGUUUCCAUCCUAGACGAGCUGAAGCUCUGCUACGAUAAGCUUAUCCGUCAUAAGGAGACCGAGGACUCUGAUGUUGAUGCAUCCGAAGUCUUGAUUGAAUUGCUGCUAUCUUUCAUAUCUAAGCCAUCCGCUCUUCUGCGGAAAGUCACACAGCAUGUCUUCGGUGCAUUUAUAGGAGACAUGACAGCAGGUGGAUUGAAAUUGAUGACAGAUGUCCUAGAAUCUGGCGAGAGUCUGAGAGGACAACAAGAGCUCUUCGACCAAGAGCCGGAAGAUGGAGAUGAUAUGGACAUCGACGCUGACGAAGAUGAUUCUGACGUUGAAGUGAUUGACAUGGAAGCCGACGAAGGUCACUUAAACGGACACCUGGACGAGGAUGCCGACAGCUCGGAAGGCGAUGAUCACGAUGAAGAAAUAUCCGAUGACGACGAGGAAGAUGAAGAAUCAAAGAAGCUCAACAUAGCUUUGGCACAGGCUCUGGGAACCCAUGCCAUUGGAGAAGGCGCUGACGAUGAUGAGGAUAGCGACGCUGAUAUGACUGACUCGGAAAUGAUGGCCCUUGACGCAAAAAUUGUGGAGAUCUUCACUGCGCGCAAGAAAACACCUAACAAGAAACAAGAGCAGAAAGAUGCGAAGGAGACAAUGGUCAAUUUCAAGAUUCGCGUUCUCGAUCUCCUGGAUAUCUACGCCAAGAAACAAUCGUCGAGUCCUCUUGCAUUUGGAAUGCUGCUUCCCCUAUUGCACCUAAUGAGGACGACAAAGACGAAGCAGUUGGCUGAAAAGGCUUACAAUAUCGUCUUGGUGUUAGCGAAGGGCGCAAAGAAGGAGGGGGCUUGCGAUAUCAAUGUUAAGGAGCUGAUCGAGUUGCUCAAGACUGUUCAUGGAGAAGCGGCGAAAGAUCCGUCGCAUUUGUACGCUAGAGCGGCCAGCAGUGCGAGUCUACUAAUUGCGUCGAGUUUGUAUCGGGCGGAUAAAGGGACCGUGAAGAAAGUUGCGACGGUGUAUCGCGACUCGCAGGUUGCUUGGGUAACGGGGGACGUGAAGAUGCAGGCGAGCUUCUUCGUGGAUUGGGUGAAUUGGUGUCAGAGUCAUGCCAGCACGUAG
Messenger RNA from Drepanopeziza brunnea f. sp. 'multigermtubi' MB_m1, 3171 nucleotides. RefSeq lists its product as uncharacterized. The record is from RefSeq and is a predicted model, not a curated record. NCBI's taxonomy places the organism in Eukaryota, Fungi, Ascomycota, Leotiomycetes, Helotiales, Drepanopezizaceae. Gene Ontology annotation, cellular component: nucleolus. Gene Ontology annotation, molecular function: transcription factor binding; rDNA binding. Gene Ontology annotation, biological process: regulation of DNA-templated transcription.